This is a messenger RNA of Capronia epimyces CBS 606.96, 1002 nucleotides long. RefSeq lists its product as uncharacterized. Bases 1 to 1002 code for a protein of 333 amino acids. The transcript has a single exon. Gene Ontology annotation, biological process: glycine import into mitochondrion. Gene Ontology annotation, cellular component: mitochondrion; mitochondrial inner membrane. Lineage: Eukaryota; Fungi; Ascomycota; Eurotiomycetes; Chaetothyriales; Herpotrichiellaceae. Gene Ontology annotation, molecular function: glycine transmembrane transporter activity. The record is from RefSeq and is a predicted model, not a curated record.
AUGUCCAAUGGCGCCGCCAGCCCUGUCCAGAGUUCCAGAAAGGCCCAUCCCACGUUCCAUUUCCUCGCCGGGCUGACCUCUGGGCUCGCGAGCGCUGUGCUACUCCAGCCAGCCGACCUCCUCAAGACGCGAGUGCAGCAGUCCCGGUCUUCCUCCCUCCUUCCCGUCCUUCGAUCGAUUCUCUCCAGCCCUCAUCCGGUGGCGGGCCUUUGGCGAGGAACGCUACCAUCGGCGCUUCGAACAGGAUUCGGGUCGGCCCUGUACUUCACGUCUCUAAGCUCUCUGCGUCAGAUCAUUGCGAACAGCAGCGUCAGCGCCCGAUCCUCUACAGAUGGAAGAGAUUCUCCGACAGGCUCACUGGUGAGACGGAACACCAGCAGCUCCGUGCUGCCGAAGCUGUCGAAUACACAAAACCUGCUCACGGGAGCGACGGCGCGCGUCUUCGCCGGCGUCGUUCUCAUGCCUGUGACGGUGAUCAAAGUGCGCUACGAGUCGGACUUGUAUGCGUACAAAUCGAUCGCGUCGGCGGCGCGAUCGAUCCACGCCCAAGAAGGGCUCAAGGGCUUCUUCUCGGGCGUGGGCGCCACGGCGGUCCGCGACGCCCCGUACGCAGGUCUGUACGUGCUGUUCUAUGAAUCCUGCAAGAAAGACUUGAACAAGCUUCUCUCCGGAAGGACCGAUCAAGCCCCGUCAUCGGCGACCUCGGCAACCAUCAAUGCCUCGAGCGGCGUCCUCGCCGCCGGAUUGGCCACCGGUCUGACCAACCCUUUCGACGCGGUCAAGACGAGGCUGCAGCUCAUGCCGAAAAAAUACGGCAACAUGUUGAAGGCGACCAGGCUGAUGCUCCAGGAGGACGGCGUCAAGAGUUUCUUCCACGGCCUGGGGCUCAGGAUGGGAAGGAAAGUCCUGAGUUCCGCACUCGCCUGGACAGUGUACGAAGACUUGAUCGGGCGCGCAGAACGCUUCAUGGCGCGGCACGAUGACGACCGGGUGGUGGUGUGA